This is a messenger RNA of Sander lucioperca (pikeperch), 4459 nucleotides long. RefSeq names its product nucleotide-binding oligomerization domain containing 1 (gene nod1). Lineage: Eukaryota; Metazoa; Chordata; Actinopteri; Perciformes; Percidae. Gene Ontology annotation, molecular function: protein binding. Gene Ontology annotation, biological process: regulation of apoptotic process. The record is from RefSeq and is a predicted model, not a curated record. The transcript is spliced from 13 exons. Bases 136 to 3009 code for a protein of 957 amino acids.
AAUACUUUCACUUCCUACAACAGAGAGAACAGCGGACUGUAGACACACAGCAGACAUGGCGAACACAAUGUAACAGUAAGUUCUUUUUAACACUUGGGUUUUACUCUGAAGUGCAGUGUUUACAGCAUAGAAAUAAUGGUUUACAACAUAUUGACGCAACACAACGGUGACUGUUGUGCAGCAAAUAUGGGUCAGAUAGAAGAAGCCCGGGCAUCGUGCCUUGACACCCUCACCUACCACAGAGAGCUGCUGGUGUCCAGGCUGAGGAGCGUUCAGUGCAUCCUGGACAACCUGUUGGCCUGUGGCUUCGUCUGUGAAGAAGAUGUUGAGAUCGUACAGCGAACCGUCACCAAGCCAGAGCAGGUGCGCAAAAUCCUGGAUCUUGUCCAAUGCAAAGGAGAGGAGUCCUGUGAAUACUUUAUUUACAUCAUAUAUAAAGUAUGUGACGCAUACAUAGACCUGCAGCCAUGGCUGAAAGAGAUCGACUACAACCCGAGCAGGGAUGUUACGGUGAUGACAGUGGUUAACACAGAUCCCAUCAGCAGGUACUGUGAGAAGUUGAGGCAUGAGAUGAGCCGGGACACGUGCUUUAUCAUGUCAUACGGCCAGCAAGAGGAGAGCCGUCUGGAGGACCUUUACACUGACACACUGAUGGAACUGUUGAACGACUGCAAUGAGAGUUUGGGCUUCUUAGAGAGUCUGGACCAGCUCCUAGGAGACCAUGCGGUCUUCAAUCCCCAAGGGGAAACCAUCUAUGUGAUGGGGGAUGCCGGUGUGGGCAAAUCCAUCCUCCUACAGAAGCUCCAGAACCUCUGGUCCAAGAAAGAGCUGCAGACGGACGCCAUCUUCUUCUUUAAGUUCCGCUGUAGGAUGUUCAGCAUCAUCAAGGACACAGAACAGAUCUCCCUCCGAGACCUUUUGUUCAAAUACAACUGCUCUCCAGAUCAAGAUCCAGACCAUGAGGUGUUUGACUACAUCCUGCGCUUCCCGGAGAAGGUUCUUUUUACAUUUGAUGGCUACGAUGAGAUUCAGACGAAUGACCUGAUGAAUGUUGCUGAAGUGGUGUCUCCAGAAGCCAAGGCACACCCCCUCCAGCUGCUCGUCAGCUUGCUCUGUGGCAAACUACUCCAGGGCUCCCAUAAGGUGCUGACGGCCCGGACAGGGACCGAGAUCCAGAGUAGGGUGAUCAGGAAGAAGGUGGCUCUGCGCGGCUUCUCCCCAGCUCAUCUGAAGACCUACAUCCAUCUGCACUUCAAGGAGCAGGAGCACCGAGAGCUGGUGUCAGUCCAGCUGGAUGCUAGCCCCCACCUCUGCGGCCUCUGCUCCACCCCGCUCUUCUGCUGGAUUGUAUUCAAGAGCUUUAGGCACCUGCACACCAUGCAUGACAGCUUCCAUCUGCCUGAAACCUGCAUCACACUCACGGACAUCUUCCUGCUGCUGUCUGAGGUGUUCCUCAGCCGCUCAGCCUCGCCUGCACCGUCCCUGCUGAAGAAAAGCACUCGCUGUGCCUCCGACACAUUCAAAGCUGGGCUCCGACCUCUCGCAGCAUUUGCCAAACUAGCACUUCAGGUUUUGGAGAGAGGUAGCUUCAUUUGCAGCCAAGAGGAGAUCAGUGUGUGCGGCCUGACAGAGGAGGACCUGACCCUGGGCUUUCUUCGACCCGUCAGUGAGUAUGAUGCCAGUGGAGGCCCUGCUACAUUUGAAAUCCUUCAUAUCACCCUCCAGUCUUUCCUGGCGGCAUUUGCUCUGGUGCUGGAUGAGCAGGCUGCUGCCAGCUCCAUCCUCAAGUUCUUCACCGAGUGCAGCAGGAAAAGAGAAUCGUCCUGUCUGCCUUUUGACUUCUGCAUCUGUGGCUCCUCAAAGUCCAGUGAAAAGCAUCCAUUUGCAACUAAUGACCACCUUCAGUUCACUAAUCUGUUCCUGUGUGGACUGCUGUCCAAGGCUCACAGCGGCCUGAUGGAGCAUCUGGUGUCUCCAGUGUUAUUAAAGAAAAAACGGGCCUUACUGAAGUCCUACCUUUCCACCAGUGUAAAGUCCCACCUCCAUGGCUUACCCCACUACAACGGCGAAGAGGGCAGGAAAGUUCACGUUCUGCCCAACUUCCUGUGGAUGCUGAGGUGCAUCUUUGAGACGGGGAGCAAAGACAUCGCUCAGAUGACAGCGAAAGGCAUCACAGCGGGCUUCAUCAAGCUGGGCUACUGUAACGUGUACUCAGGGGACUGCACGGCCCUGAACUUUGUGCUGCAGCACCGGCAGAAGCUGCUGGGCCUCGACAUGGACAACAACAACAUCAGCGACUAUGGGGUGAUGCAGCUGAGGCCCUCCUUCAGUAAGAUGACGGUAGUGAGAUUGUGCGUCAACCAGCUGUCUGACAGCAGCAUGGAGGUUCUGGCAGAGGAGCUGUGUAAGCACAAAGUGGUGGAGGUCUUGGGGCUUUACAACAACCACAUCACAGAUGUUGGAGCCAAGCUGGUUGCUCAGAUAAUUGAGACAUGUCCAAAGCUGCGAAUCCUCAAGUUUGGUAAAAACAAGAUCACUGGUGUUGGUGCGAGGUUUUUGGCCAGUGCGAUUCAGAAGAGCACUUCUAUAUUUGAUGUGGGAAUGUGGGGGAACAGCGUCGGCGAUGAGGGAGCAGAAGCAUUUGCAGAAGCUUUGAGGCGCCACCCCAGUCUGACCAACCUCAGUCUCGCAGCCAAUAGCAUCACAUCUAAAGGUGGGAAGUGCCUGGCAGAAGCGCUGAAAGAGAACAGUGUCCUCAGGAUAUUCUGGUUGGUGCAGAAUGAGUUGACUGAUGAAGCAGCUCCACACUUUGCCCAGUUGGUCCAGGUGAACACAGGUUUAUGCCACCUCUGGUUAAUCAGCAACCAGUUCACUGUGGAUGGGAUCAAACAGCUCGCUGAGGCCCUUACUCACAACACAGCACUCAAAGAAAUAUGUGUGAAGGGAAACCAGCUCUCUGAGGAGGAAGAGAAACAGUUUGUGGCAGAGAAUAGGCUGCGGUUCCACUGAUGGGCACUCACGUGCGACGUGCAUGUGCUGCUGAGAAAUGUCUGUAUGGCACAAUAGAUGUAGUGCCUGUUAUGUUAUGUUAUGUAUGAACAGUGUGGUGUAUUAUUUCAAUUUCACCUGGCUGCUGCUGUUUGGCUGUGGGCACAGAGCCUGACUAUAAUGUAAAGGAAAAUAUUGUGUAUUGAUCACAUCGAUCAUUGUUGAUGAAAUCAUUUCUGGACUAAGGAAACUGUCGGUUUCGUGUCGGAGAUGUUUACCUGAAAUCUCGACCAAAUAUUUGACAUUUGACAACCAUGACUGUUACAAAAAGGGAAGUGAUAACACUGAUGAAAAAAAGGAAAAGAGUUUCUUCCUCAGGAACCUGUGUGACUUUAGGUGCAUAUUUUGGUUUGCAUGCAUAUAUGAACAAUAACUUUAUUCUAUUUAUUUUUUGACUGUUACGACUCGACGGAGCUGUUAGCUGAUGGGAUGUGUGGCGGUGUACUUCAGUGUGAAGAGAGUGAAUCAUGUUUACUGUUUGUGUGAUAGCUCUUUGUGCAGAGGUAUACAGAUACCCUUUGGCUAUUGGAUCCAAUCAGAAUGUGUUCUGUUGCAUGACAUCAGCGAAUUAAUUUCUCCUGAUGGACUCUGGUGAAUGAGAACAAAACAUGGAGCUUAGUUAAAUUAAGAAUUGGUUUUAUUCUCGCUGAUCUGUUUCCCUCUAUAGACCUUUUCUCACAGCAGGCAAUUUAAAUUAACUAGCAGGAAAAGUGCAGGUAGAACUUAUAAAAUGAAUUUUGGCUCUGUUCCAUUGAAGUGUUCCAAUAAUCUACUGAAACUCACACACCUAAAUGAAAGGCAGCCAAUUAGCAAAUUAAAUCUGUGCGUUUGUUUACGGCUACAUGUCAAAAUGUCUGCUGUGUAUCCUGGUUAACAUCUUCCAAAGCUACCAUUCCCUCUCAUACAGGAGCAAAUCACUAACCCUAAUGCCUUUUUAAAGGGGCACUCAGGGACUUAUCACUACACUUCCAUACAGUAAGGGGACUUGCGAGAGACACAUGCAAUAAAUAAUGGUUAAAAUUGAAGUAGCAUAUUCUAGGAUAUACUGAUUUAUAGUUCUUAGUAUGGGUCAAGCUCCAAAAACACUGGAUACUCAAUGCAUUAGAACCUCCCUGCCUGGUAAAUGCCCACAUGGUAAUCAAUGAAGUGCCUCUUUAAUUCAACUGUUGAAUUGGACCACCAGCACAAUCAUGAUCAGUCGUUGAGCCCCUGAAAUAAAGUGGCCAAACGUAAACUUCUUCACUGAACCUUCACUAAGCUCCAUGUUUGACACAUUUGUAUUUGAAUUGGAAUAAAACACUCCAUGCUGAUUAGACCGCACAAAAAUAACGAGACAUAAUAAUGCCAUAAAUACACGAGAAUGUUUAAUUUAUUUUUGUAUGCAGUUUUACAGAAAAUAAAUAUUUUAACA